Linum trigynum is the source of this 928-nucleotide messenger RNA. NCBI's taxonomy places the organism in Eukaryota, Viridiplantae, Streptophyta, Magnoliopsida, Malpighiales, Linaceae. The record is from the annotation of a GenBank genome assembly.
AACGGGCUGUUAGCCAAAUCUUGACUCGCAACAAUAGUUAUGGCUAAUAAUUUGUAUUUCGAUAGUUGUGGCUAUAAUUUCCCGCUGCUUAAUAGUUAUGGCUAAUAUAUUGUAUUUACCCUUAAUUUUUUAAUGAAAAGGGGAAUGGCGGACGACAACUCGUUGGGAGAUGUUACAGGGCUUGGCGCCGACGGGGGAGGGAGGAGAACAAAUCGGCGCGGUUGGAGGCGGCAGGUGGCUGGUCGCGCGGUUGGAGGCGGCGGGAGACGCUGGGGUGGCUGGUGGAGGGGCGAAGAGGUCGAGAAGCCAGUGGCGAGGGUGGCAGGUGAGGGGCGACGAGGUCGCGAUUCGCGUUUCGUCGAGGGAGAGGAAGGAGCGGUCUUAGCCCGCAGGCGAUGGCGUGGGGCCCAGGCGAGCGCGCGGGUGGGCAGCGACGAUGUUUGGUUUCUGGCGGCGAGAAGGAGGAAUGGGUGGGCGGACUGCGGGCGGCGCUGCGCGAGAAGGGAAGGGGUUUGCCGUUUUUGGGAGAACGGAGAAGCAGCCAACAAGUUGGGGUUCUUGGGGGUCGUUUUGGGUGGGGAUGGUGCGGGCCUAUGGGGUUGUUUUUGAGUAAACGGGAAGACGUCGGUUAGCCGGUUAACCGCCGGUUUUCGACCAUGAUAAAUCGGCUAGCCGAGCCUCUUCCCCUCUCCUCCGACGAUCGCCCGCCAACAAAUGAGGACGGUUUUUGGUUAGUCGAAAACCGGUCGGUUCGGUCAAAACCGUCUGGUUAACUGCUAACCGAAAACCAUUCUGCCACCCCAACUUGGGGAAUAGGUCUCUUUUUUCUUUUUUAUUUGGCUUUUUUAAGUUUUAUCAUAUUUUGUUCAAAGUUAUACAUAAAAUACAUACAAAUAUUUUAUUUAAUCGAUAAAAUUAUGUAAUGUCU